ACCAAAGAUUCAUUGACCACGGAAGAGAUUAACUACUUCCCCUCACACCGAGCACUGACAGUCCUAAACUCCUAUCUAUCUCCGGAUUCAAGUCGGAGAUGGAGAUGUAACGAAUGGAUCCGUCGAUGGCAGCUUCUCCACCCGCAUCAUCCACCGGUUCGUGGUUUUCCGGCAUUGUUCGAGGUCGCUCACAAAGCGUUAAGAUGCCUAAUAAUCCAACCGCUUCCGCCGCCAGCGACUCCGAAUCGCCAAUUAAUCGGAAAAAGCAGUUCCGUGGAGUCCUGUUAAAGUACGGACCUAAGCCUAUUCAGGUAGCUUUCAAGACUGGUGACUACAAACAACAAGUCAUUUUCAUAGGUGGACUGACAGAUGGAUUUUUGGCUACUGAAUAUUUGGAGCCGCUGGCAAUUGCUUUGGAUAGAGAGAAAUGGUCACUGGUCCAAUUUCUGUUUUCCUCAUCUUAUAGUGGAUACGGAACCUCAAGCUUGAAACAAGAUGCCAUGGAGCUUGAUCAGCUGAUAAAUUACUUGAUAAACAAGGAAGACUCUGAGGGUGUGGUACUUCUUGGACACAGUACUGGAUGUCAGGACAUUGUGCAUUACAUGCGUACCAAUGCUGCAUGCUCUAGAGCAGUUCGUUCAGCCAUUUUGCAGGCUCCAGUUAGUGACCGUGAAUACAGAGCGACUCUUCCUGAUACCGCUUCAAUGAUUGAUUUGGCCUCAAAGAUGAUAAGUGAAGGUCAAGGAUCAGAACUAAUGCCAAGGGAAGCAAAUCCAGAUGCUCCUAUAACUGCCUAUAGAUAUCACUCACUUUGUGCCUACAAUGGUGAUGAUGACUUAUUCAGUUCAGACCUAAGUGAUGAUCAGCUGAAACAAAGACUUGGUCACAUGUGUAACACGCCUUGUCAGGUGAUCUUUUCCAUGGGUGAUGAAUAUGUUCCGGAUUAUGUUGACAAGAAAGCAUUGGUCGAUAGGCUAUGCAGAGCAAUGGGUGGUGCUGAAAAAGUUGAAAUCGAGCACGGAAACCAUUCUUUAUCAAACCGAGUUGAAGAAGCUGUCCAAGCCAUAGUGAACUUUGUCAAGAGAGAAGGUCCUAGUGGGUGGGAUGACCCUUGGAGUUGAAUGGUCACUUUGCACCUUCUUCCCCUCAUCACUGAAUUGUUUAUUGUGUCUAGUGUUGUAUCCUUGUGCAUUGUCUCAUUACUUAAACUGUUUUCAUCUCUGUACAUCAUUACACUUUACAGGUUUGUUUUGGACAUAUUUGCAGUUCUUAGUAAAUCUAUUCUAUACUUUCUCUAUC
Ipomoea triloba (trilobed morning glory) is the source of this 1299-nucleotide messenger RNA. Its product is annotated as UPF0613 protein PB24D3.06c. The record is from RefSeq and is a predicted model, not a curated record. The transcript is spliced from 9 exons. Bases 114 to 1121 code for a protein of 335 amino acids. NCBI's taxonomy places the organism in Eukaryota, Viridiplantae, Streptophyta, Magnoliopsida, Solanales, Convolvulaceae.